Molecule: messenger RNA, 951 nt
Organism: Pangasianodon hypophthalmus (striped catfish)
Lineage: Eukaryota; Metazoa; Chordata; Actinopteri; Siluriformes; Pangasiidae
Gene: c5h2orf76
Product: chromosome 5 C2orf76 homolog
Exons: 5
Coding region: 246-575 (109 amino acids)
Source: RefSeq, a predicted model, not a curated record
CUUUUUCUCGUGGGUGCAGCUAGUUUAGUCUGAAAUUAUCCAAACUCCAAAACCAUCAGUGCAGUUUGCAUGGCAACGUAUAAUUCAUAACCACGUUGUUUUUCUCAUUUCUAUGAGGAGCUGAAUCUCUAAGUAAAAGCUGGGAGUGAGUUAACUUUAGCAAACAGGAGCAUAGUAGCUUAGUUAGCUUAGUUAACUUAGUUAGCGCGACGAGCUAGUUAGCGUGAGAGCUCAUUUUGACAGUCAUGUCGUCGGAAGCUGUUCUCACUGUGCGCCUGGUUCGCUCUUUUGAACAUCGCAACUUCAAGCCAGUGGUGUUCCGAGCUGUGAAUUUAGAUCAGAAAGUCGAGGAGUUUAUUGCUUUUGUAAAGAAAGACAUUUCUGCCAGACAAGGUUUGCCUCCCCCUUUUAAGAAAUAUGAUUAUGACACCAUGAAGAUCAUUCAUCAAGCACAUGGAGCAAAGACUAAUGAACUGGUGAUGAGUUUAGAGGAUGACGAAAAGCUCAUUCUGCACAAUGGCCUCGAUUUACGAGCAUGUGGUCCAAUGAAACAGAGCUGGCCUUCUUCAAGAUGAGUGACUAUGAAAAGUACAAGGCUAAUCCCCAGACUGUGUGGUGAGACACAGGAAAGUGACGUGUGUGAGGGAAUCCUGAUGUGUUUUUAUUUAGUGGAAGCACUGCAACAUCCUGAACAGCUUCAUGGCUCCCUGUGUUUACAUUGUCCAGGAUCAGCCAGACCAAAAAUGCUGUUUUAAUUUCACUCCAGUUUCUUCAAAUCAGUUUAAAAAAAUUCACAUUGUCAGCAGAUUUUAUUUUAAACAGACAUGAUUUAAGGUUCCAUAAGUUGGACAAAUUUAACAGAGGACUGUUUUUGUAUAGCUUGCACCAUUUCACAGAAAUGUAUGCACUGGCACAUACAUUAACAUUAUUUACCAUUACAAAAAAAAACAA